Molecule: messenger RNA, 983 nt
Organism: Acomys russatus (golden spiny mouse)
Lineage: Eukaryota; Metazoa; Chordata; Mammalia; Rodentia; Muridae
Product: estradiol 17-beta-dehydrogenase 11
Exons: 7
Coding region: 45-941 (298 amino acids)
Cellular component (GO): lipid droplet
Molecular function (GO): oxidoreductase activity, acting on the CH-OH group of donors, NAD or NADP as acceptor
Source: RefSeq, a predicted model, not a curated record
CCAGAGGCCGUUUAAGGUCUGGGACGGAACCGGCAGCGGGGAGGAUGAGGUACCUCCUUGACUUGAUUCUGCUGCUGCCCUUGCUCAUCGUCCUCUGCAUAGAGUCUCUUGUCAGGCUCUUUAUUCCCAAGAAGAAAAAAUCAGUCGCCGGAGAGAUCGUCCUGAUCACUGGAGCUGGUCACGGAAUUGGGAGGCUGACUGCCUACGAGUUUGCCAAACUCAACAGCAAACUGGUUCUCUGGGAUAUCAAUAAGAAUGGCAUCGAGGAGACAGCCGAAAAGUGCAGGAUGCUGGGCGCUCAGGCCCAUCCCUUUGUGGUGGACUGCAGCAAGAGGGAAGAGAUUUACAGUGCUGCAAAAAAGGUAAAGGAAGAAGUCGGAGAUGUUAGCAUCCUGGUAAACAACGCUGGCGUCGUCUACGCUGCAGAUUUAUUUGCUACACAGGACCCUCAGAUCGAGAAGACUUUUGAAGUCAAUGUGCUUGCACACUUUUGGACCACGAAGGCGUUUCUCCCGGCGAUGAUGAGUAACAACCAUGGCCAUAUUGUCACUGUGGCAUCGGCAGCUGGGCACACGGUUGUUCCCUUCUUGCUGGCUUACUGCUCCAGCAAGUUUGCUGCUGUUGGGUUCCACAGAGCCUUGACUGAUGAACUGGCUGCUUUGGGACGGACAGGAAUAAGGACAUCGUGCCUCUGCCCUAACUUCAUAAACACUGGCUUCAUCAAGAACCCAAGUACCAAUUUAGGGCCCACCCUGGAACCUGAGGAGGUGGUAGAGCAUCUCAUGUAUGGCAUCCUCACCGAGAAGAAAAUGAUUUUUGUUCCGGGAGCUAUAGCGCUGUUGACAGUAUUGGAACGGAUCUUUCCUGAGAGGUUCCUGGGCAUUUUAAAACACAGGAUCAAUGUUAAGUUUGAUGCCGUUGUUGGCUACAAAGAUAAAUGAAGACGAGUCAUGGUCUCCCUGAAAGCCGGUUCACUGGGUCCC